Elgaria multicarinata webbii is the source of this 2022-nucleotide messenger RNA. It is a transcript of the gene SETD4, whose product is annotated as SET domain containing 4. Gene Ontology annotation, molecular function: protein binding; protein-lysine N-methyltransferase activity. Gene Ontology annotation, biological process: peptidyl-lysine monomethylation; peptidyl-lysine trimethylation. The transcript is spliced from 11 exons. NCBI's taxonomy places the organism in Eukaryota, Metazoa, Chordata, Lepidosauria, Squamata, Anguidae. The coding region runs from base 602 to 1924 and encodes 440 amino acids. The record is from RefSeq and is a predicted model, not a curated record.
GGCAGCCAAGAGAGGCUGCGGAGAGCUCGUCAGCGUGAUCCUGUUUACUCAGGUCUUCGUGUUCCUACUGUUUUCCGUGAGAUCUGUUCCCUAGAGAGGCUGCAAUCCUGUGUAGAGUUUUCGUCAGAGUAAAUUCCAGGGAGCACAUUCGGACUUGCGUCUGAGUAAAUACUCUUCGCGUUUCGGAUUGCAGCCAGAUGGAGAGUAAUCAUUGGGGAUUUAUAUUUUAUACAAAUGCUCCUAUUUAUGUCAAACCCCCACCCAUAAAUACCAUUAAUAACAUAAGAGAAGUCUACACUGAGCUUUAUAAUGCGUGAAACCAUUCGUCCAUUUAGCCCAGUAUUGUUGACACUGAUCGGCAGCAGCUCCACAGGGUUUCAAGCAGGAUUUCUUUCUAGCCUUACCUGAAAGUGCUGGGCAACGCAUGUCCUUCUCCUCCUUUAGUUCAGCGUUUCCCUUCCGACCGUAGCCAGUGAGAUGCCUCAAGGAAGCCCACAGACAGGAGUUGAAGACAAGCAGAUCACAGGCGUCUUUUGCUGUUGCUCAGCAUGCUGCCCCAAGAGAGGAGGUUGUGUACAGAAUCUGAAGGUCUUUGGUUAAUAUGAAGAAAAGCAGAGGUCGGACAUGCCGAAAGAGACGAAGAAAACAAGUUGGAACUGUUUCUUCAGGUGGUGUAAAUCUUGGACACAGAUAUGAAUACAUACUACUUAAGAAAUGGCUGAAAAAGAGAGGCUAUAAUGAUAAUAAAUUAAGGCCAGCACAAUUUGCAGAGACAGGAAGGGGAUUGAUGACCACAAAAGCUCUUCAGGCAGAAGAGUUGAUUAUUUCACUGCCCGAAGAAUGCUUACUCACCACUAAAACUGUACUAAACAGCUACCUUGGGGAAUACAUUGUAAAAUGGAAGCCCCCCAUUUCUCCUUUGGUAGCACUGUGUACAUUUUUAGUAGCAGAGAAGGGUGCUCACAAGAAGUCUUUGUGGAAGCCAUACCUGGAUCUCUUACCAGACACGUAUACCUGUCCUAUUUGUUUGGAGCAAGAAACAGUGAACCUUUUCCCUGAGCCUUUAAGAAGAAAGGCCCACGAGCAAAGAGAACUGGUCCAUGACCUGUUUGAAUCCUCCCAGACUUUUUUUGCUUCUUUGCAGCCUUUGUUUCCUCAAAAUGUGGAGUCUCUCUUUAACUGCUGUGCCUUCCAAUGGGCUUGGUGCACCAUUAAUACAAGAGCGGUAUAUAUGAAACAUUCACAGAGGGACUGUUUUUCUAGAGAGCCAGAUACGUAUGCCUUAGCCCCAUACUUGGAUCUGCUCAAUCACAAUCCAGCUGCCCAGGUGAAAGCUGCUUUUAAUGAAAAGACAAAGUGUUACGAAAUAAAAACACUGUUACGCUGUGAAAAAUACAAAGAAAUAUUUAUCUGUUAUGGCCCUCAUGAUAAUCAGCGUCUGCUUCUAGAAUAUGGCUUUGUUGCCGUCUGCAACCCGCACAGCAGUGUGCAUGUUGGGACAGAUAUCUUGCUUAAAUAUCUUUUUCCAGAAGAUAAGCAGAGACAUAUGAAACUUUCCAUUCUACAAGAACACAAACUUUUAGCUGAUCUGACAUUUGGCUGGGAUGGACCAUCCUGGAGGCUUCUUACAGCACUCAAACUAUUAUGUCUUGAAACAGACCAAUUUACUUCCUGGAAGAAAGUUCUGCUUGGUGAGGUCAUUUCGGAGAGGAAUGAAAAGAAGAGUUUGGACCUUGCAACAAAAAUAUGUCUGUCAUUAAUAGAGGAAACUUGGCAUGCCCUUCAGAAGGUGUCUCUUUUAAAAAGGGAUUGUCUGCAUCUUGUAAGCCAGCUAAGUUUGGUAGAGGCGUUGCGCACAGAAGAUCUAAGAAUCUUGCAACUGUCAUCUGAGAUUCUUCAGUGUUUACCUUCCUCAACAAGCUGAUCUCCUUAUAACAGAAUUGCAUCUCAGAAUAGAAUAUUUGAUAGGCAGUAUAUCUUUCAUCGCAGAAGCCACAAACUUUAUUUAUUAUUUAUUUACUA